This is a messenger RNA of Pistacia vera, 1549 nucleotides long. Its product is annotated as glucan endo-1,3-beta-glucosidase-like. Gene Ontology annotation, biological process: carbohydrate metabolic process. The transcript is spliced from 4 exons. Gene Ontology annotation, cellular component: plasma membrane. Gene Ontology annotation, molecular function: hydrolase activity, hydrolyzing O-glycosyl compounds. NCBI's taxonomy places the organism in Eukaryota, Viridiplantae, Streptophyta, Magnoliopsida, Sapindales, Anacardiaceae. The record is from RefSeq and is a predicted model, not a curated record. The coding region runs from base 13 to 1350 and encodes 445 amino acids.
CAUCUGAUAAAUAUGUCUAAAAGUUCUUCCACAGCUCUCCUCCUCCUCCUCACCAGCUUUAUCCUCCAGCUCGCUGCCACCGCCAUCGCCAUCGGUGUGAACUAUGGCACGUUGGGAAACAACCUUCCGCCGCCUGCUGAAGUGGCUAACUUUCUAGCGACAAAAACAUAUAUUGAUCGCAUUAAAAUCUUUGAUACAAACCCUGAAAUUCUUCGUGGCUUUGCCAACACUAACAUUUCUGUGACGGUAACCGCUGGCAACGGUGAUAUUCCUGCUCUUACUAAGCUCGAUACUGCUCGCCAAUGGGUUGCUGCAAACAUAGCUCCUUAUUAUCCACAAACAAAGAUUAUUCGUGUUGCUGUUGGUAAUGAAAUCCUACAAAGUGCUGUUAAGGAAUGGAUUUAUAAUCUUCUUCUUGCUAUGAAAACUCUUAACCAGGCUUUGGUCGAUGCUGGGUUUAAAGAUAUCAAGGUUUCAACACCGCAUACUCUAGGCUUUCUCCAGACGUCAGAGCCACCAAGUGAAGGGCGGUUCAGAGUUGGCUAUGACAAACAAAUAAUAGCCCCAAUGCUUCAAUUCUUACGCGAAACCAAGUCAGUUUUUAUGAUUAACCCAUAUCCUUAUUUCGGCUACUCGCCAAAGAUGGAAAACUACGCGGUAUUUAAAGCCAACCAAGGAUUGUAUGACAAGAACACUCACAUCACAUACUUUAACAUGUUUGAUGCCCAAAUGGACGCUGUAUAUUCCGCCAUGAAAAGGCUUGGUUACGGUGAUGUGCCCAUUGUGGUGGCUGAGACCGGUUGGCCCUCGGCUGGAGACCCGGAUCAGCCGGCUUGUACUAUGGAAAAUGCACGUUCAUUUAAUUGGGGCUUAGUUAGGCAUGUUAAGACCAGGAGAGGAACACCUUUGAUGCCCAACCGCCGAUUCGAAGCUUAUAUUUUCGGCUUGUUUAAUGAGAAUCUUAAGCCCGGACCAACUGCUGAGAGGAAUUUUGGGUUGUUUUAUCCAGAUUUUACCCCAGUUUAUGAUGCUGGAAUUAUGAAGGUUACAUUAACACCACCAACACAAAAACCAUCUCCAAUAGCUGGCAAGAAAUAUUGUGUAGCAAAAGCAGAAGCUGAUGAUAAAGCGUUGCAAGCAAACAUAGAGUAUGUGUGCAGCAAGGGCAUAGAUUGCAAGCCCAUUCAAGCUGGUGGAGCUUGUUUUGAUCCCAACACUGUCCGUUCUCACGCAGCCUUCAUCAUGAAUUCUUACUACAAUUUUCAUGGCCGCCAAGAUUUCAACUGCGAUUUUGGUGGCACCGGUGUCAUUACCACUCAAAAUCCAAGCUAUGGCAACUGUUUCUACUAGAGAGAUCCUGUUGGCAGAUGGGGAGAUGGGCGGCUUUAUUAACAGUGGAUUACGUUUAGAGAAGUGUUAUUUAUGCGCAGCAUGAUGUUUAUUAAUUGGUUUUCUUUAGUAAAGACGUGUGUAGUUCAGCUUUGACUUCAAUUACUUUAACAAUUAACUGUACUAAUCAUUUAUUAAAUAAAAGAAUUAGCGUUGUUCA